AUGAGCAACAAAGACGACAUUACAAAGUGUUCCCCAGCCCCGAUCUCCAGCUUUACCAUCCAGUCCAUACUUGGGACCUCGUCGAAGGAAGAACGCACAGGUUGCAAAGACAAUGCAAAAGUAAAUGCUAGGAAGCGAUGUUUGUCCGAUUCCUCGGACGAAGAGUUAACCGAGGAAGGAUACAAAGAUCUAGACUGCUUCUGUUCUGACUCUGGCCCGGGAGAGCCCUGUCGCAGACACCAGACCAUCAGCUACACGUGUGUGAGUAAUUCUAAAGGAGUUGGCACCGCUGGGCAGGAAAACACGGAGAGGAGGCAGCCGUACCUGUCGCAAGAUAGUCAGAUUUACAAGGAAGAAAAGGAGAAAAAUUGCUUGCAGACAUCAUCAGACAGACAGAGGGAGACAGACAGACAGGGGAAUCCGGCCAAAAAGAAGACACGUACGGUUUUCUCCCGGAGCCAAGUCUACCAACUAGAAUCGACGUUCGACAUGAAACGUUACCUGAGCAGCUCGGAAAGAGCUUGCCUCGCCACCAGCCUCCAGCUCACAGAGACCCAGGUCAAAACCUGGUUCCAGAACCGUAGGAACAAGUGGAAGCGGCAGCUCUCAGCAGAACUCGAGGCAGCUAAUAUGGCCCACGCGUCAGCGCAGACUCUUGUAGGAAUGCCUCUAGUUUUCAGAGACAACUCCCUUUUGAGGGUUCCAGUCCCCAGAUCAAUUGCGUUCCCAGCUCCUUUGUACUAUCCAGGCAGCAACGUUACAGCUCUUCCCUUCUACAAUCUCUACAACAAAAUCGAAUACUGA
This is a messenger RNA of Pristis pectinata (smalltooth sawfish), 804 nucleotides long. It is a transcript of the gene hmx2, whose product is annotated as H6 family homeobox 2. NCBI's taxonomy places the organism in Eukaryota, Metazoa, Chordata, Chondrichthyes, Rhinopristiformes, Pristidae. Gene Ontology annotation, biological process: regulation of transcription by RNA polymerase II. Gene Ontology annotation, cellular component: nucleus. Gene Ontology annotation, molecular function: RNA polymerase II transcription regulatory region sequence-specific DNA binding; DNA-binding transcription factor activity, RNA polymerase II-specific. The transcript has 2 exons. The record is from RefSeq and is a predicted model, not a curated record. The coding region runs from base 1 to 804 and encodes 267 amino acids.